UGGAGACCGAGCAAAGAACAAACUGCUUGGGCCGUGAGGAAAGUUUACUUUGUGUCGUGACAAAAAGUACAACUAGCUAAAGCCAUGUCCAGCAGAUGUAAGCCGAGCCCCGGGUGCUUCAGGAGUGACAUCCACAGACUGCUGCUGGCGGCUGAAGCUGGUCAGAAGACCGAUAUCCUGUCCUACUCCUCAGGUCAUCUGGGGCCCCGCAGUCUGAACCAGCCUCAGCCUCACAGCGAGACAAAGCAGUCUUUCUGGAAGAGCCUAGACAAACCCCAAAACCCUCUGACACCCCAGCAGACACAGACGAAAACACUGACCUAUGUGAAGAAGAAAGAAAAGAAAGAGCGUCUCUCCCAGUUCUCCACUGUCGCUUCUUCAGUAGAGUCUGAAGCCUCAAGGUCAACUCAAGAUCAGGCUACUAAUGUGUCUCCACAUACAGACAAAAGAGAAGAUACAAGUCUACCUACAGUUGUUAACUGUUCCUCAAACGUUCUGCCAGUCCAACAAAAAGCCUUCUCCCCAAAAAUGUCUAGUUCUUCUACUGAUUCGGAGGAGAAACAGCAUUCUGAUGAGAAAGGCCUGAACAAAAAUGGCCAGCUAAAGACAAAACAACUGUUCAGAAGGCAAGACAUAGCCAUGCAAGACCUCUGGGGUGGAAUAAAUGUUGCUGAAAUUCAUGAAAGGAAACUACAAAAGGAGCUGAGAAGGUUGUCAGCUCAGAGCUGGCCCAGCAGAGACCGCCUUGCGGUGUUCAGUGACGUCUUUGAUGAUGUAUGUGAGGACUCGCCAGUAUUUGGACGCAUCCUGAGGGAAAUUAAGACAGAUUAUGAUUUGUAUGUCAACCACUUGAUGGCUUCCCACGGCAUGUCACUGGAGACUUCCCUCAAAGCUCUUUCGAAUGAAAAAGAAAGCCAAACAGAUUUAGAAUUAGCUGUAAAAGAGGUUUGCAGGCUGGAGCAGGAGGCCAGAAAAGCUCUAGAGGACAAUAAACGAGUCCGAAAUAAAUCACAGAAUGUCCCAGCUACCGCAGGCCCAGAGGACAGUGACACGCAGAGGUUGCAGGACAACACAUCCAAGAGGCUUCAGGUUCUGAGCACAUGGAGGGAGAUCCAACACCUGGAGGAGGAGGUGAAGAGGAAACCGGUGUCCUCUGUUACAAUCGCAGACACUGAAAGACACGUCAAAGAGCAAAAGAAAGAGAUAUUGAGACUAAUAGCCUCCAAUGACCGUCUAAAGAUCACCAACAAGGAUCUGGAAAACAACAUCAACAUGGUACUGAGCAGAGAGAAAGCAAACAAGGCCAUGAGACGGAUGUUGUGGGACGAAAUACACAGUGAUCUAAACACAGAGUGUGGAUAGCUUCAUCAGCAAGUAAACCGGGGGAUCAUUUCUUGAGAUGGACAUACAAAGUGCAAUAAAUUAAGGACAUACAUUUUCUACCAGCAAGCUACUUUAUCUUUCUUUGUUUUUAGCCCUUUCGUUUUUUGUACAGUAAUAACACUGUUGAUGAAAGCCUACAACUGCCACCGCCAUUAGCUGCUUUAUAUACUGUAAGUUGAAUCAAUAUAUUGCAUAACAUUUUAGAUAAUCAUGUGUUUUGUGUAUAAGAAAUCUUAAUUUACAUAUUGAAUAGUUUUGUAGUCAUUAUUUUCUACUAGCUCUACAUGUUAAACUAAUGAUGAAAUUACUAUACUUGCUUCUGAAAUGUGUUGAUGUAGAAGUAUAAGUACAGUAGCAUAAAUAAAUAUACUCAAGGACAACUCGUACAACAGCCUCAAAACUAUACUUAAAACAGCUUUGAGCAAUUGUUUUUAGUGAGAGAACGUCAGGUUUCGUUGUUCAGCCAUCAGUUUAUGAACAGCAGUGAAAUUGACACUUCACAUAUGGUGUUCUUGUGGGCCAGGGCAGUCCAAUCAGUGCCUUGUUAAUAUGAACAACUUCAUCCUUGGGGUAGAAAUCAAAUUAGUUGAACUGUAUGUACAGCCUGAAGCUACUUGAAUGCCAAUUAAUAAAAAGAGAGCUGCUUUUAAAGCAGAAUAAAAGGUCUGGAUAUCGUCUCAUAAAUCGCUUUAUUCUGUAUUGAGCCGCACAUGAACAUGAUACCACAGAGGAUUAGGAGGAUAAUAAGUCCUUCUCUCAUUUCUGGCUACAAGAAACCAGUAAGUAUUCAUUUGUACAGAGUGAAUGAGGCAUUGGAAGAAAAAACACGAAACCCCAUAAUAUAAUUCACAACUGGUAACGAUAAAACAGACCUCUGACGUCGGCAAUGGAGAAAUAUAGGAUAGUUCAAUUAUUGAAGUACUGUACUUUAAUAUAAUGUUGACAUGGUAUUACUUUA
This is a messenger RNA of Trematomus bernacchii (emerald rockcod), 2341 nucleotides long. RefSeq lists its product as uncharacterized. The record is from RefSeq and is a predicted model, not a curated record. The transcript is spliced from 10 exons. Bases 85 to 1362 code for a protein of 425 amino acids. NCBI's taxonomy places the organism in Eukaryota, Metazoa, Chordata, Actinopteri, Perciformes, Nototheniidae.